Coccomyxa subellipsoidea C-169 is the source of this 1540-nucleotide messenger RNA. Its product is annotated as DUF21-domain-containing protein. Gene Ontology annotation, cellular component: intracellular membrane-bounded organelle. NCBI's taxonomy places the organism in Eukaryota, Viridiplantae, Chlorophyta, Trebouxiophyceae, Coccomyxaceae. Gene Ontology annotation, biological process: magnesium ion homeostasis. The record is from RefSeq and is a predicted model, not a curated record. The transcript has 10 exons. The coding region runs from base 362 to 1540 and encodes 392 amino acids.
AAAGAUUCCCAUUAUUAGGACUCUAACAUUGCGGCGUAUAUGAAGAGUUGUUUGAUCUUGCGCCAGCGCUUAGAGUUAGUGCAAGGGAGAAAGGCUUGGUGGCAGCACGUGUCAAUGUGGUCCCUCAGCAUCUCCCAUUUUUCGCACACUGUGUUGUCGAGCAAGGGUUGAGAACAUACAUUUUGUUACGGAGACACAUCCUGUCGUGAAGUCCACCACCGCUCUGGUCUUUCGUAUCAUUCCUACAGAGUCCAAGCAAGGCUAGCUAGACAGCAUUUUGCACCCCACCUAUAACAUAGUAUUCUAGACUGGCGCACGCUUGCUCAUACCAAAAAGAAGAUCCAAAAUACUGCCGGGAAUCAUGAGGCUGCUCAUGGCAGUGUUUUCGGGCCUGGCUGCAAAUGAUACUGGGCACCAUCACCAUCACCCAGUACUGACGGACGAGCAGUGGUUCAUGUACAUCUCCAUCGUAGUCGGACUGGUCUUGCUGGCAGGAUUGAUGAGCGGUCUCACGCUGGGAUUAAUGAGCAUGGACGUUCUGGACAUGGAGGUCCUGCGCAGGAGUGGAUCUCCUCAGGAGAAGGCCUGGGCGAAGCGUAUUGAGCCGGUUUUAAGGCGCCCCCACUUCCUCCUGGUCACGCUAGUGCUGUGCAAUGCUGCAGCCACAGAGGCGCUGCCAAUCUUCUUGGAUCGCUUGGCUGACCCUAUUACUGCCGUACUCAUAUCCAUUACUGUGGUGCUUAUCUUCGGUGAAAUUAUCCCGCAGGCCAUCUGCUCCCGUUACGGGCUCCAGGUGGGCGCUUACUCAGCCUGGUUCGUGCGCGGGCUGAUGAUGUCAUGCGCGGUCAUUGCGUGGCCCAUCUCCAAGAUCCUGGACCACCUUCUGGGCCCUGAGCAGACGGCUCUGUUCCGGCGCUCCGAGCUGAAGGCAAUGGUGGACAUUCACGGGGUGGAUUACGGGUUGGGAGGGGAUUUGAGCGAGGAUGAGAUCACCGUAAUACGGGGGGCGCUUGACCUGUCCAACAAGACUGCCGUCACCUGCAUGACGCCCCUUGAAAAGGUGUACAUGCUGAGCGCUGACAUGCUGCUAAAUGAGGCGGCGCUGCUAUCCAUUCUGGAGUCUGGCCACAGCCGCAUACCAGUGCACAAGCCCGGGAACAGGAAGGAGCUGAUCGGCAUCAUCCUGGUCAAGGAGCUGAUACUAGUGGACAAGGAGGCCAGCACGCGCGUGGGCGAACUCAAAAUGCGAUCAGCGCCGCAGCUGCGCGCCGACACGAGACUAUAUGACAUGCUGCGGCUGUUUGAGACCGGGCGCUGCCACAUGGCCGUGCUCGUGCAGCCGCCCGCGCAAUCCACCCCACGGCCCAGCACCGUACAUCAUGCCGAGCCGCUGGGGAUCAUCACUAUCGAGGAUGUCAUCGAGGAGCUGCUACAACAGGAGAUUGUGGAUGAGACGGAUAGGUAUAUAGACAACCUGCGGUUGCAGAGAGUGAACGCCGCGCUACUGACGAGCAGCCUGCCCAAACACCUGCGCAAGUGA